AUUUUUUUUGGGAUUAGACCCCUUUAAACAAAUUCAUCACUUGGUCAUAAUCAAUUUGAAGGUCAUUUCAAUAUUUGGCCUUUGGCAAACCUUCAAAAGAACAUCAAACUUAUAGCUGCCAAAGAAAAAAAAAAAGGAAGGAAAUUCGGUUGAUCUGGCUACCAAGAAGAGAAGGAGCUAAUUGUUAAAGGUGAUAGAUAAUUCAGGCAAAAUACCCUCCCCAAUGUGUUGAAUGUCUAAAAUGGAUGAUUUCUCAUUGGAUUUUGGCUAUCUGAUAAAGGGUUGUUCUGCACUUCCAUUUCAGCCAAGUCUGCGAAACAAAAUUGCAUUAAUAAGGCAGGAACAAGUAUUAUAGACAACCUUUGCAAAGAAAAGCUUUUGUAAUUCCUUCUUUAUUGGUUUGAAGUCAAAGAGAGCCUUUUGCUGUAACAAAAAGGUAAAUGCCUAUGCAUUUGCAUGACUUCUUUUUCACAUUUACAAUUUGUUCAUCAAGCUCAUGCAUAGUAUCCUCCUCCUUUCCAUUUUCAUGUUUCUGGUUAAUCUUCCGAUGUUUUCAUAUGGAAUAAGAACUGAAUUGCCAAGAUGGAAUUUUUUUCCUUCAAGCUUUGCAGAAGAAUCAGGUGGAAUGAUUGAGCUUCAUCUUUUGGUAAUAGUUGAGCAAUUGUUAGAUUCAGUCGUAGUCUGAAGUCCUCUUCUCUCUUUGUUUUCACUUGGUAUGUGGUUGAAUUAACGAUCUUUAUUUGCCUCCUUUAAGUUACUGGAAAGGAAUAUGCAAUCUGAAAUUCUUGCAAAAUUCACAAAAUUCUACAUAUAAUAGUUACAAGACUGCUUGUUCUUCAAUAUGAAUUUCUGCUCAUAGAGAAUGCACAACUUGAAAUGCUUGUCCUUUUGGCCUGAAAAAAUACUUCUGUUUUAUUUAUAAAGUGACAUUUUGUUUUGGCUAUGUUGAUGAUUGUAGCCGACUUAAUAUAUAUAUUGCAGGAGAAGUCGGAAUAGAGGGAGAAACAAUGGUGCAGCUUACUAGUAUUUUCUCAAGCUUGGCAAGGACCAUUUCCUUUAAGAAUGAAAGGAAAGUAAGCAUCCUUGAUGUCGCUGGCGGAUCAGGGAAGGAAGCAGCAGAUUCGAUGGCCAAAGAAGCAAGGAAAAAUGGAAUGCUUCUGACUUCUUCUGGCUUUAUCAAUUCAAACCGGUCCAGUAAUGAUAAUGUUAUGGUUUCUGCAUAUUCAAAGAAGGGCCAAAAGGGUCCAAAUCAAGAUCGCCUCGUCGUGUGGCAGGAGUUUGGAUGCCAAGAAGACAUGACGUUUUGUGGAAUAUUUGAUGGGCAUGGGUCGUGGGGACAUAUUGUGGCUAAACAAGUGAAGAAAUUGAUGCCAUCCCUUUUGCUCUGCAACUGGCAACAGACUCUUGUUGCUUGUCAGUGUGCGCCGCUAAAGAAGCCACCGGAGGAGGUUAUAGAUGAUGGUGGGGAAUGCCAAAGGCAGUUUGAGGUUUGGAAAGAAUCAUACUUGAGGACUUGCUCCGCUGUAGAUUACCGACUCUCGCAGCUCCCCGGGAUUGACUCUUUCUAUAGUGGAUCAACAGCUUUGACAGUUGUCAAACAGGGUGAUGAGAUAUAUGUGGCGAAUAUUGGCGAUUCCAGGGCCGUGUUGGCCACAACUUGUGAUGAUGGUUGCUUGGUUGCAACUCAGCUCACAGUAGACCUGAAGCCAAAUCAACCUCAAGAAAGCAAGCGAAUCGAAGAGUCAAGAGGAAGGAUAUUUUCAUCAAGAGAUGAACCAGGAGUGUACAGAGUGUGGAUGCCAAAUGAAGGUCCUGGGUUGGCGAUAUCAAGAGCCUUUGGGGACUAUUACAUGAAAGAGUUCGGCCUGAUUUCGGACCCAGAAUUGACUCACAGAACGAUAAGUAGCAAGGAUGAGUUUUUGAUAGUGGCAACCGAUGGUGUGUGGGAUGUGAUGUCAAACCAAGAAGCAGUGGACAUUGUGACGGCUUCAGCUUCAAAAAGGUGCCCAGAAUCAGCAGCCAAGAGGCUGGUGGAAUCCGCAGUUUGUGCUUGGAAAUGUAAGAGGCCUGGGUUUGCCAUGGAUGACAUUUCUGCCAUCUGCCUCUUCUUUCACUCCUGAAAAGCCUGCAGCUUAGAGUUAGAUCCAUCGAAUUCCACCUCCACAAAACCAAAUACCGUAUGAGAAAUCAAAUCACCACUAGAUUCUCGCUUUCUUUUGAAUGUUUGUGAAAUCUUGUAAUUUCUCACUUUUGAAGUAAAUACACGAUGUACAUACUCCAAAUACGCUAAUAAAAGUACAAGAUCUAAAAGCCAAUACUUUCUGUAUUUGUGUCCAUGGUGUUUUAAUCAGACAGGCUGCUGUGGUUUCAAUUUUAUGAGAUGUCCCAAAGGAGCCUUCCCACUUUAAAACAAU
Oldenlandia corymbosa var. corymbosa is the source of this 2414-nucleotide messenger RNA. The record is from the annotation of a GenBank genome assembly. NCBI's taxonomy places the organism in Eukaryota, Viridiplantae, Streptophyta, Magnoliopsida, Gentianales, Rubiaceae.